Molecule: messenger RNA, 1836 nt
Organism: Pteronotus mesoamericanus
Lineage: Eukaryota; Metazoa; Chordata; Mammalia; Chiroptera; Mormoopidae
Gene: LZTS1
Product: leucine zipper tumor suppressor 1
Exons: 3
Coding region: 16-1836 (606 amino acids)
Biological process (GO): regulation of synaptic plasticity; regulation of dendrite morphogenesis
Cellular component (GO): dendritic spine
Source: RefSeq, a predicted model, not a curated record
CGGCCCCGCGUCACCAUGGGCAGCGUCAGCAGCCUCAUCUCCGGCCACGGCUUCCACAGCAAGCACUGCCGGGCUUCGCAGUACAAGCUGCGCAAGUCCUCCCACCUCAAGAAACUCAACCGGUACUCGGACGGGCUGCUCCGAUUCGGCUUCUCGCAGGACUCGGGCCAUGGCAAGUCCAGCUCCAAAAUGGGAAAGAGUGAAGACUUCUUCUACAUCAAAGUCAGCCAGAAGGCCCGGGGCUCCCACCACCCUGAUUAUACUGCCCUGUCCAGUGGGGACCUGGGCCAGGCUGGAGUGGACUUUGGCCCAUCUACCCCACCCAAGCUCAUGCCCUUCUCCAAUCAGCUGGAAAUGGCCUCAGAGAAGGGCGCGGUGAGGCCCACGGCCUUCAAGCCCGUGCUGCCGCGAUCGGGAGCCAUCCUGCACGCCUCCCCCGAGAACACCAGCCACCAGCUGCACCCCGUCCCUCCAGACAAGCCCAAGGAGCCGGAGCUGAAGCCCGGCCAGUGCUCGGGGGCUCUGUCUGACUCUGGCCGCAACUCCAUGUCCAGCCUGCCCACACACAGCACCAGCAGCAGCUACCAGCUGGACCCGCUGGUCACAGCCGUGGGGCCCACCAGCCGUUUCGGGGGCUCAGCCCACAACAUCACCCAGGGCAUCCUCCUCCAGGACAGCAACAUGAUGAGCCUGAAGGCGCUGUCCUUCUCCGAUGGGGGCAGCAAGCUGGCCCACCCCAGCAAGGCGGACAGGGGCUCCUCGUGCGUGCGCUCGCCCAUCUCCACGGACGAGUGCGCCAUCCAGGAGCUCGAGCAGAAGCUGCUGGAGAGGGAGGGCGAGCUGCAGAAGCUGCGGCGCAGCUUUGAGGAGAAGGAGCUGGCCUCCGGCCAGGCCUACGAGGAGCGGCCGUGGCGCUGCCAGGACGAGCCCGAGGGCCCGGAGCCGAAGUGCGGAGGCAGCAAGCUGAAGGCGGCUUCGCAGAAGAGCCAGCGUGCCCAGCAGGUGCUGCACCUGCAGGUGCUCCAGCUGCAGCAAGAGAAGCGGCAGCUGCGGCAGGAGCUGGAGAGCCUCAUGAAGGAGCAGGACCUGCUGGAGACCAAGCUGCGGUCCUACGAGAAGGAGAAGACCAGCUUCGCCCCCGCGCUGGAGGAGACCCAGUGGGAGGUGUGCCAGAAGUCAGGCGAGAUCUCUCUGCUGAAGCAGCAGCUGAAGGAGUCCCAGAUGGAGGUCAACGCCAAGGCCAGCGAGAUCCUCAGUCUGAAGGCGCAGCUGAAGGACACGCGGGGCAAGCUGGAGGGCAUGGAGCUGAAGACACAGGACUUGGAGAGCGCCCUGCGCACCAAGGGCCUGGAGCUAGAGGUCUGCGAGAACGAGCUGCAGCGCAAGAAGAAUGAGUCGGAGCUCCUGCGGGAAAAGGUGAACCUGCUGGAGCAGGAGCUGCUGGAGCUGCGGGCCCAGGCGGCCCUGCAGCGCGACUGCGGGCCCCGGGCGCUGGGGCCGGGGGCCGGGCCGGCGCCCACCUUCGCGGAGGACAUCCCCGCCCUGCAGCGGGAGCUGGAGCGGCUGCGGGCUGAGCUGAAGGAAGAGCGGCAGGGCCACGACCAGAUGUCCUCGGGCUUCCAGCACGAGCGGCUGGUUUGGAAGGAGGAGAAAGAGAAGGUGAUCCAGUACCAGAAGCAGCUACAGCAGAGCUACCUAGCCAUGUACCAGCGGAACCAGCGCCUGGAGAAGGCCCUGCAGCAGCUGGCCCCCAGGGACGGUGCGGGCGAGCCUGUGGAGAUUGACCUUGAAGGGGCCGACAUCCCCUACGAGGACAUCAUCGCCACCGAGAUCUGA